This is a messenger RNA of Setaria italica (foxtail millet), 1060 nucleotides long. RefSeq lists its product as uncharacterized. Lineage: Eukaryota; Viridiplantae; Streptophyta; Magnoliopsida; Poales; Poaceae. The record is from RefSeq and is a predicted model, not a curated record. The transcript is spliced from 3 exons. The coding region runs from base 91 to 429 and encodes 112 amino acids.
GGAAGUUCUGUUGCCGUUGCCGGCUAGCCCGCUGCCGCCGCUCGAGCCGCAACUACCAACACGAACACCUUGAAGGCAACGCCCUCGGCAAUGGAACGGCAGUUCGGCGGCGCGAGUUGCGGAGGCCGCCCGCUCCGGUCAGUAACCAUCACACAUCACUACCUCCUCGCGGUUCGUCCGCUGAACCGAGUGACUAUUAUUCCCGUCCCCUCAUCAUUCCAUCUGCACACCGAGCGCUCGGAAGGGCUCGCGUGGACGCGCUCGGGGGUCGUUGCGGCGGCGGCGGUCCUGGUCAAGCUCGAUGGUCUUGUUCCUCGCGAAAAGAAGAGGGAAAUAUUGGCAUCUUUUUUCGUCAGAACCUUCAAAAGAUUUGCUAGAACAGGGAUCUGGAAUUGUGGAGUGAACAGGGAUCCUUCUUUACUGGGGUAACCUAUACAGAACUAUUUUACAUCAUGUUGGAUAUUUUACAAGCAAACAGUGCAAAACCAUGUAUAUCUUCAGAAAGUACAGACUGAAUUGUUGAUGCAGUGCCACCCAUUGCUGGCAACGCAUCACCAUAGAGCUCAGGAACACCCUCUCAACUUCCUCAGAUGCAUUUCUUCUGAGCAAGCAAAAUCAGUGUUAUCCUGCCAUCACCUGCGAAUCUAGAACUCCUCCUGGGACCUCCUAAGCAACUCACUGAAUACUGUUUGUGCGGAACUACACCAAUGGGACCUCGAAUCGCCUCCUUUCCGCUGUGGACAUGGCACAGUGCCCUUGUCUGCGUAUGCGUAGGUGAAGUCAUGCAGCAUGUAUCUCUGUCUCUGGUGGUUGCUUUGACCCUUUGCCACUUCCUCACCAAUUGAGCAAGCAUCUUGGGAUGGAUCACGGUGUUUCUUCUUGGUUUUUAGGUACAAUGCUUGGACAUGCUUAGUUUAUGACUUUGUGGUUGAAGUGAUGGUGUCUUGCUAGCUGAUUAUUCAUAUAGGUGAAGAAAUGGUCCGUGGCUUUGGUGAAGUUUCUAUGGUUCGCAGGGGACAAGGCUACGAGCUUAGUGCAAGAUUGUGUAUAAUGCGUGGGU